CGCUACGGCAGUGCCUUGGAACCCUGCCUCAUGUACCCCCUUGUUAUGGCCGGGGGUGCAUGUUGGACCAUGGAGCAGCGUGUUGUCAUUCAAGACCGCCUCCUAGUCAUGGAGCGCACAUGUGGCUUUGGAUACAUCUACAAUGCGCGGGAGCUGGUUGAGCGCGUCUGGAAGAUGAGAGACGAGACCGACGGCACCGGUACUAUUGUCAACUGGGCACGGAUCCGAUACGAGGAGAUGCAUGGCCUGGCUGUUUUCUAGGCACAUUUGGUUUGCCGUCGCUUAACAAAGAGGACCAGGCUUGGCAUAAUUUGACAAAUUCUCACUACCUUUUAUGGAAUAAUCCAUACAAUCUCCGGCUUGUAUUGGCGGUCGAAUUCUCGGCCAUUAGAAGUUUCCGUCGUCACGACCAGUACUACAGCUGGUAGCAGCAGCAAUAAUAUCGCUGUUGCUCGCUUAUCGAGAGUUUGACAAUGGAGCUUGGGAGAGGCUCGUAACCAGCUCAGCCACGUGAGAAUGCAUAUCAUACCCACAUACUUCUUCAAUAGUCAGCUUCCCUGGGCGGUCGUUGGCACUGCUCCAGCCAAUCCUUUCUGUGAUGUCUGUUCUGGCCCUUCGACUGCUCUCCUGUACUCGCGUGGCGCGUGGCUUGCGCUCCAGCUCGUACAGCUGAAGCUUUUCAGGUAUAGACAGGUGUGCAUAUUUGGUGG
Trichoderma atroviride IMI 206040 is the source of this 710-nucleotide messenger RNA. NCBI's taxonomy places the organism in Eukaryota, Fungi, Ascomycota, Sordariomycetes, Hypocreales, Hypocreaceae. The record is from RefSeq and is a predicted model, not a curated record.